AAAACUUAACUAGCAAUAUAAGCAAACUUAACCUUCAAAAUUAUAAUAUUGAUGACUAUAAUACUAUAGAGGAAGAAUAUGGCUCUGACUUUAAUGACGUUAAUGAGAAUUUGGAUGAUUUAAUAAAUAAGAUAGACAUGUUUGAGUAUAGUAAUACUGGUUUAAACUAUAAAGAAAAUUCAAAUAAUCCCCAUUUUUUUCAACUAAAUACAAAUGCACUUCAAUCUGCUCGUUAUUUUUCAACCAUUUUAAACGAAACUGAUAAUAUAGAUGAUUAUAUAUUAGAUUUAGAUAGUAAUUUUGAUAACAAAUUUAUAAUUUUUAUGACAACAGAACAGAUAUUACCAAUGAAAUGCAAUCAAAUUAGAUUUUCAAACUAA
Funneliformis geosporum is the source of this 380-nucleotide messenger RNA. The record is from the annotation of a GenBank genome assembly. Lineage: Eukaryota; Fungi; Glomeromycota; Glomeromycetes; Glomerales; Glomeraceae.